AUGGCGGAGAACACACGAAUGAAAGAGAUGCAGACCAAGAUUCACAAUCACGCCAAAGACAUUCGUCGUUUGAACACGACGCUUGACAAUCUCCAAAAAAUAAUGGACUUCUUCGCACUCAAGUUCACCGGUCCAAGCAUCUCCAUUAACAAUGGUUGCUGUGAGCAGAGAUAUUUCUCUAGGUUUCCCCAUUACGAUGGUUCUUCAUCCGUUUUGGAUUUGAUUUUCAAAGCUGAUAUAUUCUUUAAUUAUCACCAUACACCUGAUGGGGAACGUGUUGAAGCCUCUAUGCAUUUCGAAAAGGAGGUAUUGUCGUGGUUCCAGAUGCUGCGGAAGAUGAAUGUCGUGCAAAUAUGGCCAGCUGUCACCCGCGCCUUAAAAUUUGGUCAUUCUCCCUUUGAUUGCGCUAUGGCUGAACUAUUUAAGCUGCAACAAAAUGGGUCAGUUUCUGAUUACCACUUAAAAUUUUUUUCAUUAGCAAAUCAUUCUGCAGGCCUCCCCGAUGAAGCUAUAUUGAACUGUUUUCUUAGUGGUUUAAAUGUUGAUAUUAAGAGAGAUGUCAUGGUUUUAUCUCCUCCCAAUUUACUCAGAGCAGUGGCCUUAGCUAGGUUGUAUGAAGAAAAAUAUAUGUCACCUUCGAAAGCUCUUAUUUCGUAUUCAAACAAAUAUCCUCCAUUUUCUCUUAGUAGCACCUCAAAUACUACAGCAGCCAAAAUAAUUCUGACAGUCACAGUACCUAUGGCAAAACCCACCUUACCUCCAUUAUUGCCCAACCCCCCAGGACCACCGUACAAAAGUGCCAAUGUGACACGAAUAAGUCCAACUGAAAUGCAAUUGCGUAAAGAAAAGGGUUUAUGUUAUUUCUGUGAUAAGAAGUUCUCUUUCAGCCACAAAUGUCCCAACCGACAGUUAUAUGUAUUGCAAUUAUGUGAAGAGAAUUCUAAUUCGGUGGGAAAUAUUGAUGCCCAAGGUACAAACACUGGAUUAGAAAAGAGUGAGGAUCAUCAUUUGUCUCUUAAUGCUUUGAAAGGAGGCUUAGGAGUGGGUACUAUUAAAUUUAUAGCACAUGUGGGCACAUUACCAAUUACAGUGUUGAUUGAUGGCGGUAGUUCUGACAAUUUUUUACAACCUCGAGUUGCCAAAUGUCUGAAACUUCCAAUUGAGCCAACACUCAUGUUCAAGGUGAUGGUCAGAAAUGGUGCUAAUCUCAUCCUUGGUGCAAGUUGGCUUAAAACAAUGGGCCCUCAUCUUGCAGAUUAUGAGUCAUUCCAAAUUAAAUUCUUACAUGACGGGAAAUAUAUCACGUUGCAAGGUGAUAGAGAUAUGGUGGCAAAUUCGGCUCAAUUGCAUCACACCCAGCACAUGGUACGUACUAAUGCUAUUGCUGAAAUUUAUAGCAUGCAAGUGAUAGAUGAGGAUAUGAAAUUAGUGUCUCUGUUACCACUUACAGAGGAUAUGGAGCCCGAAUUGGCUCUUUUAUUACACACAUACAGCUCAAUUUUUGCUCUUCCUAGUGGAUUACCCCCACCUCGUCCCCAUGUUCAUUCCAUUCCUCUACUAGAAGGUUCUAAUCCUGUGAAAGUGAAGCCCUAUAGAUACCCUCAUAGUAAAAAAAAGGAAAUUGAAAAAUUACUACACGACAUGCUUUUGGAGGGUCUAAUUCAACCAAGCUCUAGUCCAUUUUCUUCUCCAAUUAUUUUGGUUAAAAAGAAAUAUGGAACCUGGCGUGUAUGUAAUGAUUAUAGGGCUCUCAAUGCCACCACUAUCAAGGAUAUCUUUCCUAUUCCUAUAGUCGAUGAACUCAUUGAUGAACUGUAUGGAGAUUGUUAUUUUUCAAAAUUGGAUCUACGCUCGUGA
Vigna unguiculata (cowpea) is the source of this 1857-nucleotide messenger RNA. Lineage: Eukaryota; Viridiplantae; Streptophyta; Magnoliopsida; Fabales; Fabaceae. The record is from RefSeq and is a predicted model, not a curated record.